Molecule: messenger RNA, 1330 nt
Organism: Homo sapiens (human)
Lineage: Eukaryota; Metazoa; Chordata; Mammalia; Primates; Hominidae
Product: ankyrin repeat domain-containing protein 20B-like
Exons: 6
Coding region: 807-1307 (166 amino acids)
Source: RefSeq, a predicted model, not a curated record
UAGUACUGAAUCACAAGCUGUUUUUCCCUAUACAUACAUAUCUAUGAGAAAGUUUAAUUUAUAAAUUAAAUUAAAUCUGAUGUUAUCUGUAGAUAGGGUGUGAGAAUUGAAUUGUGUCAUCAGCAGGAAUGAUUGCUUGUUUGUUGGUGGGGAAAAACUCUCCACACAUUUGGUCACAGAAGCCUUCUUUGUUGAUGAUUGUUGCUGUGGUGUGACAGCAGAGAAAAACGUGUCAAGUAUGUCUUUCUGCGCAUAUAGUGGAUAAGGGGUACUAGUGUAUACUCUGUUGUAAUGGCCCCUCAUAUUUUGGUCCAGAAAUCAUGCUCUUUGACACUGUUGACUCAUCACACCUGUUCUGCUAACAAUACCAUUUUUACUCAAUCUCAUAGGCUUUGGCUAGGAUGACUUGUAUACUGCAGUUCACUUGUAGAUACCAAAUUUUAAUAAAUUUAUUCUUCUUUGCAUCUAAUAAAUACAGAGGGAAGAGUUCUUACUGCAUUAAUUACCUACCAAUACGUAUAAUGAAUGUUAAUUCUAAUAAGGUCGCAGGCAUGCUCCCAAAGGAAUGCUUUGUAACAAAGCGUCAGUCUUAUGCUUUAAAAAACCAAACCAAACCAAAACAACAACAACAACAACAACAAAAACAGGAUCUAAAGCAUACACACAAGUGUGCACAAUUUUUUUAUGAAGGUAGAGUCUUACUAUGUUUCCCAAGCUGGUCUCAAACUUCUGGGCUCCUCAAGUGAUCCUCCUGCCUCAUCCUCCCAAGUAGUUUGGAUUAGAGGCAUGCAUCACUGUGCAUUCUUAUGAUUUUAAUAUUCUGUACAUUUAUUAUUGAUUUAAAAUGCAUUUUACCUUUUUCUUUAAUAGAUGUUGGAAUUCCUGAUGAAUCUGCAGUCAGCAUUUUGCAUGAACUGUGUGUGGAUUCAUUGCCUACAUUGGAUGAUGAAGACUUGAGUGUUGCUACUAAGCAGUGUGUCCCCCAGAAAGUGUCAGAGCCUUUACGUGGACCUUCUCAUGAAAACGGAAACAGAAUAGUCAAUGGAAAAGGAGAAGAACAAACCUUACCAGUGGCUUUAGAGGAAGAGCAAGAAAGGUGUGAAAGAAGUGAAAAGAAGCAAUCACAGGUCAAAGAAGGAAAUAAUACAAACAAAAGUGAAAAAAUACAACUAUCAGAAAAUGUAUGUCAUAGUACAUCUGCUGCUGCUGCUGACAGAUUAACCCAACAAAGAAAUAUUGGGAAAACCUAUCCUCAGCCUUUUACCAAGAAGCUGAAGGAAGAGCAUCAUAGAUGCAUCUUAAGAUAAGAAAAUAAAGAAAAAACAAAUGU